AUGGCAGUGAGCUUGGGUCAAAGUGAACCGAGUCUUUAUAGCCUAGACGAUAAUGUAGAAACACUCGACAACAGGACACUGGAAUUAGCACUUAGUGCCCCAUCCAUGGGUAAAUUUGUGCAGUUUAUCAAUAUAUUUUGUGGCCAUUGUCGUCGCUUUGUGCCCACGUUCAAGAGGAUAGCCAUUCAAUUGCAUCAUUGGAGACGCCUGCUCAAGGUUUAUGUGUUCGAUUGCGCUCAGGAACAAAACGUUAAAGUCUGUCGAGACUAUCGCAUCAGAACGACACCUACGAUGCGUUUCUUUCACUCGAAUUUUAGGCGUUCUGAGCAUGAAAUUGGCAACACCACUAACUUACGGGACUACCAGGGUAUUAUUGAUUUUCUGGCCAAUCAAGUGGGCAACAAUACAUACGAAGCGGAGGGACAACCGACAUUUGAGUUGAUCACGUCAAAUGAUAAUCAACAAACCAUAUGGAUGAAGAAUGACUUAUUGCAAAGUAAUGUUAAGUACAUUGUACUUGUCUAUCAACCGAAAGGAUCAACCAUUGGCAGGGAUUUACUGCUGAGAACGAUUAGAUUUGAAGAUGCCGUUGUAAGGAUCACAGAUGAUCAACAAUUGUUUUUAAAUUUUAAUUUGGACUCCGGCCUUGGAAGUAUUUACCCCGAAGAAGACAUCCGUUUAUGGCUAAAAGAAGAUGGCGAAAUUGAUUCAAAGAAGGUGAAAUUGGUCAUUUUCACUCGUAGUGGCAAUUCAAUGAUCCUUAAGCCUAGAAAAGACACCUUGGAUGAGUAUGUUGAAGUUACUACUGACUUUUUCAUGGUGCAAGGUGCUUGGGUACAUUACUUAAGCACAACCCAGGCACCAAAUAUAAGUUUUACCAUGGACCAAGAGAAACAAAUGAUUCUCUCAUAUGUACUUAAAAAUAAACUUCAGAUCUAUCGUUCUGAUUUGGAGCAGGCAAUUCAUAAGCUCAUACACAUUGAAAUCCCCAAAGUAUCGGUUAUAGAAGGUGACAGUCUGAUAGCACUGAGAAGGCUUAUCGGUUGGCUGGCCCUCUCCAAGCCGUUAGGUGCACUUGGUGAACGAUUUUUCACUUUGUUGCAUCAAAAAUUAUCCCAACAGCAGCAAUUAACUGGAGCCCAAUUCCAGGACCAGGUUAAGGAAUUGGAUAAACAAAUACCAAAACUCUAUAAGGGAAAACGUUUUGUGGGCUGCGUUUCGUCGCGUCCAUUCCUGCGGGGUUUUACCUGUUCCCUGUGGACACUCUUCCAUUACCUAACCGUGCAGGCAGCUAAACCACCCCAUAAUACCCAACCAAUUGCCAAAUUGCCAUUGCUGCCCAUCAUCAUCAUCAUCAUCAACAUCAUCAGCGGCAGACGCAGCACCAGCAGUAGCAGUGGCAAUCUCAAUGUAACCAGUUGCAUGCGAAAUGCUUGCAACAGGUGUGCAAAAUAUCAUCAUGCCCAUGACCAUGCCCAGACCUAG
Messenger RNA from Drosophila willistoni, 1485 nucleotides. It is a transcript of the gene Qsox2, whose product is annotated as sulfhydryl oxidase 1. Gene Ontology annotation, molecular function: flavin-dependent sulfhydryl oxidase activity; protein disulfide isomerase activity. The record is from RefSeq and is a predicted model, not a curated record. Lineage: Eukaryota; Metazoa; Arthropoda; Insecta; Diptera; Drosophilidae. The transcript has 2 exons. The coding region runs from base 1 to 1485 and encodes 494 amino acids. Gene Ontology annotation, biological process: protein folding. Gene Ontology annotation, cellular component: Golgi membrane.